ACGUCAUCGCGUCUGUGCUUUCCGGCGUAUGGAAGGCGACGAGAUUCGCCUGUGAGGAACCCAGAGCGCAGGAUUCGGGAUUAAUUCACGUUUCUACACAUCUGAUGAGUAAAUAUUCCUGUUUCCAGAUAAAUUAUGGAUGAUCAUGUGCAGUGCACGAUCUGCUUGGAUCCAUUUAAAUACCCCGUGACCAUCCCGUGCGGUCACACCUUCUGCAAGGCCUGCAUCUCCAAAUUCUGGGAUAGGAAGGACAGAGACUUCCACUGUCCUUUCUGUAAAAAAAACUUUGACACAAGGCCUGAGCUGAAUCGCAACGUGUCUCUGUCGAUGAUAACGGAGAUCAGCACACACAGUCCAGUUAAGAUGGAUGUGAGCGCAGGAGCCUCCGUCCACACGGAUCCGGAUCCGGAGCCAGAGCAGAUCUGUGAGCGACACCAGAAGCCUCUGGUCAUCUACUGCAGGAACGACAGCAUGUGUGUCUGCUAUGAGUGCUCUGUCAACGAGUGCAAGGGCCAUGAUAAAAUUUUGGUGGUAGAAGAACGGAAGAAUAGAGAGGCAAAAUUGAAGAAAAAGAGUGCAGAAUUCAAGAAACACCAGGAAACCACUGAGAGAAACCGCCAGGAGCUCAUGGAGAACAUGGAGACAGCGAAGGUAUCACUACAGCAGACGGCUCGCUGGGUGAACACCAAGUUCUCACUGCUGAUUAAGGUGCUGACAGAGAAACAGGAAAUGACAGAGCUUUUUCUGGAACAGCAGCAGGAAGUGACUCUGUUGCAGGCUCAGGAGCGGCUGGAUGUUCUGGAGGAGAGAGCGACGCAGCUUGCAGCCUUUCAGGAGGAGAUCACUAGCCUGUGUUCCCUCCCCUCCUGCCAGCUCAUCAAGGACUCCAGGUUCAUGGAGGUCCCACGCUUCAGUGACGUUCCUGUGGAUGUGCAUGUGAGCGUACAGGAGAAGCUGACGCCCGUCACAGACGUCCUGUCCCGCGUGUCCAAGCUGGUGUGUGAGGAUCUGGAGAGAGCCGUACAGGUGUCUGCAGGACAGGAUAAAGAGGGCUCUCCUCAGGAUAAGAGGCCGGUUCUGGCUGUUGUUCCCAGUCCUGCGACACCAUCAUAUCCAGCCGAGAGGGAGGGACUGAACGCAUACCACUGCAACCUGACCUUCGACCCCCGCACCGCCAACGCUCACUUACGGCUCUCCCAGAGUAACAGGAGGGCGGAGCAUAUGAUCUCCGGGCCCCGCCCCGUCCUUGCCGAUGAGUCCCGCUUCGACCACACCUGGCAGGUGUUGUGUUUCCAGAGCUUCACUCACGGCCAGCACUACUGGGAGCUGGAGGUGUCCAAACCCUGGGCCUACGUGGGCGUGACGUACCCGAACAUCCCGCGCAAGGAGAAGGGCAAGCGCUGCAUGGUGGGGAUGAACGAGCUGUCGUGGAGCCUCAUGGACGAGCGGCAGCUGACCGCGUGGCACGCCGGCUGCAAGGAGUCCGUCGCCGGUCAGCUGCAGCAGAACGCUCAGCCGCUGCGCAUUGGGAUGCUGCUGGACUACGAGGCCGGGACGCUGACGUACUACGGCGAGGGACAAGUCCGGCUGCACGCCUUCCACUGCGCCUUUACACAAGCGCUGCUUCCGGCCUGCUGGAUCGGGGAGGGCGUCACCAUCACGCUCUGUGAACCGCGAGCAUGAACGUAUUUGAUCCUGGGGAAAUAGAUGCAUCAUCCCUACCGUAGCUGAACCUGAGACGCGUGGCCUGCCUAUGCCAUCAUUACUCCUGGUGUUUCCGAGCGAUGGUGAGAUUUGAUGAGCUCAGGAUUCAGUCCGGGAUGGUUCGGGUUGGUCAGUGGAAAAUUGUGUUAAAUAUACUUCACACAAGUAGGAAUGCAGAUGCUCCUAUAUAUAAAUGACCCUGGAGCACAAAACCAGUCAUAAAUUUCAAUUUUUUAAAAUUGAGAUUUAUACAUCAUCUGAAAGCCGAAUAAAAGAGCUUUCCAUUGAUGUGUGGUUUGUUAGGAGGACAAUAUUUGGC
This is a messenger RNA of Cyprinus carpio (common carp), 2023 nucleotides long. It is a transcript of the gene trim65, whose product is annotated as tripartite motif containing 65. The record is from RefSeq and is a predicted model, not a curated record. Gene Ontology annotation, molecular function: protein binding; zinc ion binding. Lineage: Eukaryota; Metazoa; Chordata; Actinopteri; Cypriniformes; Cyprinidae.